AGAUGGGCGCACAACCCUAGAGUCUGUCAAGACUGGCCCGUACGGGCAGGGGUACCUUUACCUUACUGAGCAGAUACAUCAGCUUCUGUUGUCCAAAUCAAAUUUUUACAAACUGAUCCUGAAAAAACUUGCAGGCCGCAAUAGUGCAGUAUCAACUAAUACUGGUUAGUGCAGGCAAGUUGUGUGUGUGUGUCCACACAUUGACUUCAAUUACCGGUAUACCAUCACAUCAAGAUGAAAACUGAUUACUUUUCAUUUGUUUAUAGGCUGGGAGCUCAUAAAAUCAUUGACACACUAUAAAUUUCUUGGUGUCCUAUAGGAGAAGCAAAGAUCUUGGACUGCUUCACUAAGAUCUAAUUUUAAUAUGAUUUAGCCAAUAUAUUUCUAUCAAUAUUGACAACAAUACAGAUAGAUUCCUGUCCAGAUCAAUAUAUUAAGGAAUUGGUGCAAUAACCAAUAAAUGACUUUGGCUUAAAAUUAAAGUUUGGGUAAAUAUAUGAGAUCAACCAGUUACUUUAUCUUUAAGGAAAGCUCCAUUUUCUCCAAAAGAGCCACACCUGAAGGUGUUUUAUUGUGAGCUCAUAAAAGAGCUCUGAGGAUAGCAUUUCUUCUUUAGCUAUAAAGCAUAAGCUGUUGGGUUGGUUUUUUUAAUGGUAGUUGUGAGAAAACCACUAAAUACAAUGGUACAUACAAAAGAUUUCACUAAGGUCUUAUUAGCUGAAGUUAGGAGAUACUAUGAGCAGCCUUUAAGUGAGGAACAAGCAUGGGCUAUCUGUUUCCAGUGUUGCUAUAAAAUGAAAUGGAUGAAGGCUCAUGGGUUGGAUUCUGCAUUAAGAAUGGUAAUCUUAGAUAUUGAUAAUGCCUACAUCCAUUCUGAUGGUACUGUUUCCUUCACUUUACAGCAUUUGAUAGUCACACAAAAUAACAACCCAAUGAUAGAUUGGAAGAUAAGGAAUUGAAGCCGCUUAUACAGGUAAUCAGUGUCUGCAUUCUCCUACAGAGGAAGAUCAGUAUCUUUUCUGAGUACUGCCACAUGUGAUCUACAAAUAGGAACACUCCUGGUGGGUCUCAAUAAUGCUAGUACAGUGGUACCUCAGGUUACAUAUGCUUCAGGUUACAUAC
This is a messenger RNA of Podarcis muralis (Common wall lizard), 1122 nucleotides long. The record is from RefSeq and is a predicted model, not a curated record. NCBI's taxonomy places the organism in Eukaryota, Metazoa, Chordata, Lepidosauria, Squamata, Lacertidae.